CGAAUUGAACUAUUUUACUGUCAUAAACUUAUGAGAUGUUGAAACAGUUGGCGGCCUAGGUUAGGUUAGGUAACCAACCCCUCGGUGACAACGACAAUCAGAUUCAAACCAGAAGAGAGGAGAGAUGCAGCAGCGAAAUUCCGGCAAUCGGCGGCCAACGGGAACCGAUGGCUCCGAUUUCUCAUACAGAAUGGUCGUUGAUAACAGGUAUACAAAAGUUGCCAAGGGGAAAUCAACCCUCUCCAAAGUUCUUGUGAUUCAGGCGGUGGUACUGUUGGUAGGAGUUAUUGACAUGUUUUUUACAUAUUUAAAGAAGGAGCCCCUUGAAACAUUAGUAGUUGUAUCUAGUUCUAUAACUGUCAUUUCAAUCAUAGUUGGAGAAUUAGGACGAAAGCGUAGCAGAGUGAACUUUUUGAAAUUUUAUAGAUUCGCCUCAUCCAUGGGAAUUCUCGGAUUAAUCGCUUCUGUCAUCCAAAGUAAUAUCCUUCUAAAGAUUAUUCAUGAUCCGAGUAACUGGGAGACAGAGAAAGAUGCUCUAUUGAGGAUUGCAUGUGUUUCUAUAGGACUGUUUGUGCAAAUAUAUUCCAUAACCACCACAACGUCCCUCAUUAGGAACAUGUCUCCUCCAAAAAGAGCUUCUUGACGCAUUGAAAUUGUCAGUAGCACUCAUCAUGAAACAUUUUUCUUAUUGCCUCAGUUUCGUUCUUUAUGUUUUCUGUAUUUUAAUCCAUGAUGAACAAAUUUUAGAAUCUUGAAAUAUGGUUUAGAAUCUUUUUGAUAUAUGACUUGCCUGAAGUCGCACUCAUAAUACUUUUUAUAAAGCA
Helianthus annuus (common sunflower) is the source of this 824-nucleotide messenger RNA. RefSeq lists its product as uncharacterized. The transcript has 6 exons. Gene Ontology annotation, cellular component: endoplasmic reticulum membrane. Gene Ontology annotation, biological process: vesicle-mediated transport; endoplasmic reticulum organization. The record is from RefSeq and is a predicted model, not a curated record. The coding region runs from base 125 to 643 and encodes 172 amino acids. NCBI's taxonomy places the organism in Eukaryota, Viridiplantae, Streptophyta, Magnoliopsida, Asterales, Asteraceae.